Molecule: messenger RNA, 1224 nt
Organism: Pseudocercospora fijiensis CIRAD86
Lineage: Eukaryota; Fungi; Ascomycota; Dothideomycetes; Mycosphaerellales; Mycosphaerellaceae
Exons: 1
Coding region: 1-1224 (407 amino acids)
Source: RefSeq, a predicted model, not a curated record
AUGUCAAACGCAGCAGGAGCGUGGCCAUGGCCGCCAGACAAUGCCCUUCGAAGACCUGCGAGCAGGCGAAUCUCCACUCCUGUCUCUGGACGCCUCGAUCGAAUCACCGAAAGCACCACACCGACCACUCCGACUGCUCCACCCAUACCGCAGAAGUCUGUCCUCCGGAACAGCGAUACAAACUCAGACUUCCCUACACUGUCGGCAGCAGAGACGGUCGAAUUUCCCCAGCCAGGAUAUCGUUAUGCGUACAAGAACAGCACCGAUACUUCCGCAUCAGGAACACCAAGAACUGCCCCGCCUGCAUACGAAUGGGUACCAGAACCUAUGCUGGUAGACGAAGAUCAUAAGGGCCCGGUCGAGGGCGAGAAGCUGGCUGCGUUCAGACGCUCAGGAGGACACAAGCGACAGCCUAGGGGUGGCUGGAAACGACUAGCUCUUGUCGCCUUGGCAGCUCUACUUUUGCUGGGCUUGGUGUUGGGGCUGGCAUUGGGCUUGACUGUAGGCAAGCCGAAAAGCAAUACAGUUGCCCCUACGCCUGCCCAGCCAGCAGAUCAACAGCCGUUCCCGAUAGGCUCAUACAACAUGGUGACUGCACUGAAGACAGUCACCACGAAUUGCACAUCCAACCCGGAGACCUUUAACUGUUACCCCUACAACGUAUAUAACUCCGCCGACUCUUCGUCGUUCUCGACGAGUUUAACGACUUUCGGCUGGACUAUUACAAACACUUCUUCAACUUACGCCACGAUUGGAACAGCAUCCACACCAGAUGAAGGCGUACCAGCGAACCUGACUAUCAGCUCCAGCGGCAGCCCGUUUACUGUCAACUUCACAGACAAAGCACUCACUUAUAUCUCUCCUUCCUCCAACACCAGCUCAGCACGAUACACUUUCAGCUUCGAGAUGGAGAAAGCCUUCAACCCUCCAGUUUCCUUAACCAGCGACAACACUGCAACCCAGUGCUUCUUCAACCAGACUACCUUUACAGGAACCCUUUAUCUUUCCGCGGCACGAACCUUACCUGCAGAUCAGGACUCUUCGACAGCCAGCAAUGGCAAACAGUGGCCAUACGCCGUGGACAUCACUUCCAGCAGUGCCGGAGGUCAGGAUACACCGGCAUGCUAUGAAUACCAGAACGGAGCUCUUGGAGCUCGAAUCACGACAGGAUUGACGCCUCAGCCAACAGGUUCGGAAUGUCUUUGCGAGUAUCAGAAUUCUUGA